Molecule: messenger RNA, 2069 nt
Organism: Homarus americanus (American lobster)
Lineage: Eukaryota; Metazoa; Arthropoda; Malacostraca; Decapoda; Nephropidae
Product: UNC93-like protein
Exons: 9
Coding region: 408-1943 (511 amino acids)
Biological process (GO): regulation of muscle contraction; regulation of potassium ion transport
Cellular component (GO): plasma membrane; striated muscle dense body
Molecular function (GO): potassium channel regulator activity
Source: RefSeq, a predicted model, not a curated record
UCACUCAGACUGAUGCAGUCGUGUGGUGAGCAGCAGGACGGGAGGUGAUGCAGGGCUGAUGUUCCUCACUUUUACCUUAGUGACUCGUGUAUGAGUUUGUGUUUGUGGUUAGAGUUGUUCAGAAUAUGAAAUAGUUUCCUUAUUUCGUUGGGUUAAAAGAGAAAACAAAUGUUAACAUUUUCUUGGAAGCAAACACUGACAUUUCGUAUUAACAUCUUGUGUGUGUGUGUGAUACAGUGGUGCUCAGGUAACACGUCACCUGUAACCUGGAGUAGUGUCGCACCUCCUUCGAACUUUCAAUUCAGAUCCAUCUACAUAUAGAGCCAAACACCUGUCUGGACCCUUCAGUUCAAGAUCAUUAGCCAAGAUUCACCUGAAAGAGCACACAGGUGUGUGGUGGUGGCGGUAUGGUUCAGGACGGUGGACCGGGGAUGGACAAUCCAGCUUUCACUAGCCCAGAGGACGCCCACCAUGAAACUCGGCAGAAGAGUGAAGAAAAUGUUAGCAGCGGUUCUGUGGAGACCAGUCGUCGACAGCUCACGGAGGAGGAGAGGAAGGAAAAGUUCGCCAUCAUGAAGAACAUCAUCAUUAUCUCCGUGGCCUUCACCUUCCUCUUCACCAGCUACAACUCCAUGUCUAACCUCCAGUCCUCCAUCAACAAGGUAGACGGGACGGCCUCGCUGACUGCCCUAUAUGCAGCCUACAUUUUGUCCUGCUGCUUCGUACCGUCGUGGCUGCUGGUGAGGCUGAAGGAGAAGUACACGAUGGCGGCGUCUAUGUUGUGUUACUCGGCUUACAUCGCAGCUCAGUUUUACCCUGAGGCCUACACACUGGUGCCCACGGCUAUCAUCCUGGGUCUUGGGGCAGCCCCGCUCUGGUCCUCAAAAUGUACUUAUUUAACCAAGGUUGGCGCCAGAUACAGCGAACUGGCAGGUGAUAGCAGGGACAUCAUCAUCACAAAGUUCUUUGGCAUCUUCUUCAUGUUCUUCCAGUCGACGCAGGUGUGGGGCAACCUCAUCGCUUCCCUUGUGUUGUCAGUAGGUGUGAAGGAUGUCAACAGGACACAGGAGGUGUCACUGGAGUCUUGCGGGUACAACUUCUGCAUCUCUGGUUCUACUGACAACACCAGCAGCACCGACCCUGGCGAGAGGGAAGGUCCGCCUCUCUGGCAGAUCUACACUAUGGCCUCCAUCUACCUCGCUUGUUCCCUCCUCUCCGGCGUCAUCAUUCUCGUGUUUUUGGAUCCUCUCAGUAGGUUUAAGAACACUGAAGAUGGUGGCAGCAGUGGGAAGAGCAGCCUCCAGCUGCUGGUGGCCACCUUCAACCACCUGCGUCACCCGUACCAGCUGCUCAUCGUCCCCAUCACCAUCUGGUCUGGUCUUGAGCAAGGCUUCCUAACCGCUGACUAUACUGCUGCUUACGUCUCGUGCGGUUUAGGCCUGCACAUGGUGGGGUACAUUCUCGUAUUCUACGGUUUGUGUGAUGCCUUGUGUUCCAUUGGGCUCAGCAGGCUGGUGAAGUUAGUGGGGCGUGUGCCUGUGUUUACCCUGGCUUUCCUCAUCAACCUGGCGCUCAUCAUCGUUCUCAUUUAUUGGCUGCCACACCCGGACGACUUGCUGUGGUUCUUUAUCAUCGCCGGCCUCUGGGGGUCGGCUGACGCCGUCUGGCAGACGCAGAUUAACUCACUGUACGGUGUGAUCUUCCCCGGAGAGUCUGAAGCAGCGUUCAGCAACUACCGUCUAUGGGAGUCGCUCGGGUUCUUAAUCGCCUACGCCUGCAGCACCGUCUUCUGUAUCGAAGCCAAGAUCAACAUCCUCAUCAUCUCCCUCCUUGUGGGCAUCGUCGGUUACUACGUCGUUGAGGCCCUGGAGAAGAUGGGAGGCCUGAAGAAGGACAAGGAAGGCAACGUUAUGACGCUUGAUCGACUCUUUGUUAGAUCUUGACUCUCCCUGUGAUGCUUGAGUGUGGUAGUGAGCGUAUGUUUUGUCUAGCUAUUUUUUCGGGGAUUAGCCCACCCGGGCACAGGUUACUGACCCACAUCUGGGCCUGGGGACGAAAAUGUAAUACUA